AUGUCAAAGGCACUCCACAGUGGAAUUGAGUUCUUUUCUGUUGAACUAUGGCGAGAAGUUUUUGAUUAUUUCAAUUCAAAUGACUUAUGGUACUCAUUUCAUAAUUUGAAUAAAAGAAUUAAUACAAUCAUUGAUCAAACAAUGUUACAUUUAAACUUUCAAAAGCAAGGCAAUUAUGAUUAUUGCAUGAAAAAUAUUUUACCAUCAAUAAAUGCUGCUAAUAUCCGAUCAUUAAAAUUAGAAAAAUCCAAUGAAAUAAAACAUUUUUUCUCUAUCUAUUCUCUUAAUUCAUUGAUUCAACUUCGUUUACUAUCAUUAACUUUUAUGAAUUCUUUUAAUGAUAAUUCAUUUCAAUUCUGGAAUCAACUUUCAUCUUUGAAAUAUCUACAAUCAUUGAAAAUUAUGUUUCGAGGCUAUUCGGGGUGCGGUUACUGCAUCGAAGAAAAGGAAUAUAUUAUUCGUUCGAUAUUUAAUAAAGAUUUUUGUCCCUUAUUAAAAUCUUUUAUCAUCGAAGCUUGUAGUAGAAGAAGUUGGAAGUCCACAAUUCCUUCGUUAAUAACAACAACUAAAGCAACAAAUAUACAGUAUGUGUCGAUUGACUCGUUGGCUUUUAUUGAUUUGGUUAAAUUACUUCCUGCUUUACAAAAUGUUAAAUCAUUUCGCUCAGAUCACGAGUUAAGUUAUGAUAAUAAACAACAGCAAAACAUGACAAUUACAAUGCCAUUGCUGUCGAAAUGUAUUCGACUACAUCUACACUUAUCAGAAGAUAUGACAUUUGAACACGUCGAAUAUUUAUUAAAACAUACACCAAAUUUGCAGAAUUUAUUUUUGUGGAGUUGGUAUCAUUUACUGAGUGCAAAAAAAUGGGAAUUGAUACUAUCAGUACAAUGUCCGAAAUUGUUAAAACUUGCAUUAAUAUGUACUGGACCCUUUGGAGAUGAUUAUUUUCAUCAAGCAUCAAAUGAUUUUCAGCAAGAAUGUGCAACAAUCCCGUUUUGGGUUGAACGAAAUGUUGCAAUUACAGAUGAUGAAAAUUAUUCGGCUGAUGAUUAUCGUUCUGAUAUUGUAAUUCGAUUUAAUAUUAAAAGAGUAACAUAA
Messenger RNA from Rotaria socialis, 1098 nucleotides. NCBI's taxonomy places the organism in Eukaryota, Metazoa, Rotifera, Eurotatoria, Philodinida, Philodinidae. The record is from the annotation of a GenBank genome assembly.